This is a messenger RNA of Alternaria conjuncta, 708 nucleotides long. RefSeq lists its product as uncharacterized. The transcript has 2 exons. The coding region runs from base 1 to 708 and encodes 235 amino acids. Lineage: Eukaryota; Fungi; Ascomycota; Dothideomycetes; Pleosporales; Pleosporaceae. The record is from RefSeq and is a predicted model, not a curated record.
AUGCCUUCUCAAUUGGUGGACGAUUGCAUCCGCCUGGACCUCCUGUGCCGGCUACGAUGGAAUCUAAUGACCAGCUUGCACAAUAUUGAGAUUGUGGUGGGGUCCGAGGACGAAGAAAAGAUUCUCCCGCUGAUCGACCACCCCUACGCGGACGAAGAGAUUAGCGAGCCUGGACUGAGCCGCAUCGAGGUGAACAGCUGCGAAUGUCUCGAAAAAUUCGACCUCUCGUACGAUUCUAGCCCUGAGGAGGACGGCUAUCGACCCCCACCUCCUCUAAUCAUUGAGAACGAAGACGGAAAGCACAUCACAUUGCGGCAAUUUGUUACCGAAGUACAUGCCUAUCUCAACGAGCAUCUGGCUGAACUCAAGAAAGCCCAGCGCGUAAUGGCCGCCGAGCCUUGGUCAGAAACAAUGUUGUACUACAGACGCGCCUGGCCAAGAAGAACCGAUGAUGGUAAUAUCAUCGUGAACGUCGAGAUGAUGCCUCGGGCGCCUGCGCCGACCUCGUCGAUAGUCUAUCGGACCCAUCCUGCCGAGGUGACAUACUCUAUGAAAUCGAGCGAUGUCUCGCUCGUAGGCAAGACGCUGAACGAGAAGUGGAAUCCUGGCAAGGUCAAAUUAUCCUACAGCAGGAUCGUGACGGAGAUCAUGGCGGUCAAUAUCACCACCUUUGUCGAAGUCGUGCCUGCGGGUGGAAGGGUGACGUAG